Messenger RNA from Lytechinus pictus (painted urchin), 4360 nucleotides. RefSeq names its product stabilizer of axonemal microtubules 4-like. Bases 329 to 1738 code for a protein of 469 amino acids. Lineage: Eukaryota; Metazoa; Echinodermata; Echinoidea; Temnopleuroida; Toxopneustidae. Gene Ontology annotation, molecular function: phosphatase binding. The transcript has 9 exons. The record is from RefSeq and is a predicted model, not a curated record.
GAGCACGACACUCCCAAAAUAGCGCAUGACGCCACGUUGUAGCGUAUUCUUAGGCAAAUAUUGUAUACUCAUGAAUAUUCAUAUUUUCCCGAGAGCACAUGUUGGUUACUCGUAGCAACACAACACACAGAUCGCUUCCGUAUUGACGGAGCUUGUGUUGUGGUGUUUUGUGUAGUGAAAGAACUCGAUCAUAAGGAAUUUGCUGGAUGUUUCUCCUUAAUAUUUGCCUUUUCUGCCAAUCCAGGGACUUUUAGGGAACAACUGAGCAAUUUUCCAGAUCAACUUCACCCCUCUCCUUCGUCAUCCAUCCGUCCACUAUCUAGCCACCAUGGGUAGGUUGCCUGUCGGUCAGCCUACUGCCCACGUCUCCGCCACCCAGGGGCCGGACGCUGACAUCAUGAAGUUCUAUUCCACUUCGUACGCCACCUCCUACGGGGCCAAGCACGAGCCGUUCGUGCCUCGGACGACGAGGCAUGUCGGGACUGGAUAUCAGUCUAACUUCAGGCCGGGAGUCUACUACAGUCAACGUCUUGAUGAGGUCGAUAACCCUGCUAUGGGGAGACUCGUUGGUGACAACUAUCACUCCAUCACAACAAAGCAUUUUCAGCCGUCGAUACGAUCAGACGGUAAGGAUCGAUUCCCUGAGAAUUUAAACCAAGUGAAGAGUGGUUUCACCCAACAGGAUCCCAUCACAUACCCAACAGUUGGACAAGUUAAGAAAGUAUUUGUCAACACACGGGACCACGGACUUGCCCUCAAGAUAAAUGGUGUUUUACCCAAACACCGCCCUCUCCUGUACAAGCUUCAAGCGAAGGAUCCGGUCUCCCUGGAGAACGCAGGACACGGGCCAAACUUCAUGAGUACAGAGGGUAGGACCAGAUUCACUGGAAGACCCUCAGAAAGAAAGGAUUGUUCAACUCUGACCGUGGGUCCGAAGGAAGGGUCUGGCUACACUCAUGCUUACAAUGUAGAACCAGUCUCAUUCAAUCCUGGCUCACCAUUCAAAAAUGACAUACCUGGAACCUGGACUGGCAGACCAACGGGAACUAGCGUCAUGAAGACAAGCUUCCUACCAUCACAACGACCAGCGGGAGAUGAAAGACUACCCAUCAUCACGAACCGUUCAGAUCACGAGACCGGCUUCACCCACGAGAAGGCUAAACCCCUGUACGUCAAUCGCGUCAUGACGGACGCCUACACGAAAUGGGACCAGGUUCCGAGCCGGGUCGAGGACCGCAUCAAAAAGGAGGAUCCAGCAGAGUACCUCAACAUGACCAACCCAGACAACCACUCCAGCAUCUUCAAGAAGUCGUUCGAGGGCCAGCAGAGACCGUCGCCGAGUGCCAACGAGAAGCAGGGCAGGUUCUUUGUCGGUAACAAGGAGAUGUCCGGAUACAGCGACAACAACGACAAACCGCAAGUACAGAUCCCCAUUGAGCCAUACAGAUGGAUAACCCACUAUGAUACCAAGUUCUAUGACAUGAACCCCAAAGGCAAGGCCCGAGCCGGUAGGACCUUUGGCGGCGUGAUGAAACAGCUUCCGGACGGGUUCACCAAGAGUACCUCAGUCCACUCCUACGGCCCCGCCCUGGACACCACCCAACAGCUGAGAGACCUCCACCCAUAUGUUGCAAGGAGCAUCAAGGCCCGAGACGUCUUCUUCGAUGACCACACCCACGAUGCCAAGAAACAUGUGACCAUCAACCCAAUCCCACAAGUCCUUGCGGCUUCCUGUUAACUUCUGCCAUCGUCAGUUGACAUGUCCCAUGAUAUAAAUAUUUGACCCCCCCUUAAAGAUUUACAUAUUUGACCCCCCCCCCUUUAAUAGAUAUAUUUAAAAAAAAUUCUUCUUUGAAUACAUUAAGAUUUGAAAAAUGUGAAUAAAAAUAUGUUAUCAUAUGCCCCUAUUUCAGAUAGCUUUUUAACACAUACCUAUAGGCCUGUAUUCUCAAAAGAGGUUUCAAUCGUACCACGGCACACAACCAUGGACUAUACAGAUUUCUUGUACUUGAUUACAAUUAUUUAAUCAGGUCCGCUGAGAAAAAUUCAAUAAUAUGAGCACUUUUUGCAAAGGGCGCUAAAGAGAAGCUCGAUAAUAUGAGAAAUCUGCAUAAACCAUGGUUUUGUACCACGGUACAAUUGAAACCUCUUUUGAGAAUGUGGGCCUUGAAGUCAGAACUGCUUUGACAGUGUAUUUCUGCAGGAGUCCCACUUAGCCUCUUUCCUUUUGUAAUUCUCCCACUGUUCUAUGUAUGCUAUAAUGGAAGGAUUAGAAAGAUAAAUAAGCUGAGCACGACUCCUGUUGGAAAACACAACCAACACAGAAUCUGACUUUUAUUAAGGUACCUUAAGAAUUAUAUAACAUUAAAGGUAAAUUAAAACACUAAGUGCAACAUAAAAGAAAGCAUAAAUAUUCUGAAGAAAUUUGUAUUGUAUUUUUAUUUUGUCAUUUGGUUAAAGAGAUUUUUUGGAUGUCUUAUCUGGGUGAUAUUUAUAAAAUGCAACUAAAUAAAUUCAAAUAAAAAAAAAAAUCUAUUUUUUUUCAGUUUGAAAAGGCUAGAAUAGACAUGCUUUAAGAUCAAACUGUGAACAUAACUUCACCGUAAAAAGACACAUUGAGAUCAAAUUUAAGAAUAUUUUGUGUACGCAACACUAAUUUCUGGAGUUUUAAUUGAUUGAAUAUGAAAAUUAAGUCGAGAUACAUAUUCCUUGCCAGAAAAUAUAUUUUUUGCAUUUAAUAGUUAUCAUUUUCAUUUGGACAGGUAUUUGAAUGAUCGUGCAUGCAUUUAGACACCAUAUGAAUGGUGUUUGCAUAUAAUUUUAAUGGUAUUUAAAUAUCUGAAUGGUAGUUAAAUCAUAUGUAUUUUUAUCCAUUUGUAAAUUAUCAAAUGUAUUUUGUUAAUUUCUGAUACCUAUAGCUUUUCAUUCAGAGGGCAUUUUUUUUGUUUACAAUAUAUGAAGUUUAUGUUAUGUUUAUUUUUUGCUGCAAGAUAGCUCUAUAUGUAAGCUGUUCAGUUGAAUUUUGCAUAUAACUGAAUUAUUCUGUGAAAGAAGUGAUAGUUGUAAUGGUGCCAAAAUUUUUGAUGAUUAAUUUCAUUUGGCAUUAAGCUUUUAAAUUUUUAUGUUGGGGUUUGAUAUUUGAUAUUGUGGGUGUUUUCUUUUUACCUCCAAAUAAUAAUUGGGAAUUGAUUUUCAAUUGGAAUGUGUGCUGGUUGAGGAAUAGUGGAGUCGGAAAACUGAUUAUGUGCUGAUGUGCUUUGAAAUAUUCUGGUAAUCUCAAAUCAUUAAUCAGUUUCAUUAUGGAAUGCUAUGCAAUUUCAAAAUGUAGAUAUCUAAAUUUUUUUUUUACUGAAUUCUGUAAUAUGGAGCGUUGUAGCCCAGUGGAUUUGUCUCCGGACUUUGAAACAGAAAGUCGUGGGUUCAAAUCCCAGCCAUUGCAUAGUUUCCUUCAGCAAGAAAUUCAUGCACAUUGUGCUGCACUCAACCCAGGUGAGGUGAAUGGGUACCUGGCAGGAAUUUAUUCCUUGAAAUGCACCGAGUGCAGGAAGGCUGCUUGAGCUACAGCUGAGGUAAUGAUAUCCAAGUCCUUUGGAAGCGCAUAGAGACAUUAUUCAUAAAUGUGAUAUGCGCUAUACAAGAACUGUCUAUUAUUAUUAUUGUUAAUAGUACAACUAUCGAUAGCAAUAAUGUCAAGAAUAUAAGAAAUCAAUGACAUUUUUCCUUGUAGAUAUUUUAAUGUAUGGACACAAAUCUUUUUUUUAUUGGAAUGGAAAAUGGCACUUUUACAACUACAAUCCUACUUAUUGCAGGCAAUAAGACUCAUAUUAUGUUCAGCUCAAUGUAUCUAUUGUUAUUUAGAUGUUUCUAAAUUUACUUUGUAAAUAGUCUUUAUUUUGAGCAAUAAUGUAUUCAGCAAUCAUACUCUUUCAAUGCUGUAGUAGAAUGCUACUUGAAUUUUGGAAAUGAUUAUGCAUGCAUUUACCAAUCAUGUAAAGUUAUUCUAGUGUCCCUUUACACAAAAUGUUUGGUGAAUAUGACUCUUUAAAAAUCAAUUGUAACUUGACUUUCAGCCAAUUGAAAUCAUGCAGUGGGAACUUAUGUUUGAUUUUUUGAGUUAUGAUUAAAUCUACUGUUUUGUGCAAAGGGCCCCUGGUGGAAAGCUAAUAUUCUACCUUGUAUUUGCACGAAUGAAAUACUUUAAUACGUCUUCAUCAUCUAUUUUUCUAUCAUGUUCAUAUUAUAUGCCAUGAAAUAUUGUCAUUGAUGGCAAUGUGAUUAUUUAAAGUGUGCCAGCUUGCUGUAAUUUUUUGUAAUGCAGAAAUAAUGAAUAAUAAAAUUGUUUGGAUGAAAUGUAAAAGAA